Messenger RNA from Phyllotreta striolata, 1230 nucleotides. The record is from the annotation of a GenBank genome assembly. NCBI's taxonomy places the organism in Eukaryota, Metazoa, Arthropoda, Insecta, Coleoptera, Chrysomelidae.
AGUCACUAAAAAAAAAUGUCAUUAUAAAUAUAACCUAACUUUUUGUUUACAUAAAAUAAUGAAAAAUGCACUAAUAUUUGUGCGUUCAUUUUAUCAAUUGUUGGAUCAAUCACAAGGCCAAGUACGGAAGAUGUUAAUACAUUAUUUACCUUAUCAGUAAAUACACUAAAAUUCGCCUGAAACCUAUAUAAAAUAAAAUAUCCGAUAUGAGAAGUACUUGUAAUUUGUGCCUGCUAAAGAGCAGUAUUACCAAAUGUAAUCUAUGUGAAAUGGCGCUCUUUAAACAGUCCAUAUUAAAAAUUAAAACGUUCGUAUUUACUGACAUCGAGACCACCGGUUUACCAACGUAUGAAUUAAAUCGCACGAAGAUAACCGAACUCAGUUUAAUCGCUGUUCAAAGCGAUCAUUUACGUUUGGGGGUCUUCCCUCGAGUACAAAAUAAACUAAAUUUAUGUUUUAACCCAUGUAAAAUGAUAAGUCCCGAUGGAGAGACCAUAACUGGUCUCUCGAAUUUCCUUCUGGAAAACAACUCUCGAUUUUCUAAAGAAAUAGUAGACAUGAUGAACAUAUUUUUGAGCCAGCUACCUCAACCGGUCUGCUUUGUUGCACACAACGGGUUUAAAUUCGACUUCCCGAUUCUUAGAUUGGAAAUCGAUAAAACAAAGUCGUCACUACACGAAGACUUGCUGUGCGUAGAUUCCUUAAUUUGCUUUAGGGAAUUAUUAAGUGCUGUCGCCUGCGAAGAUUACGACAGCAACAUUGAAAACGAUCCAGCAAAACCUACCACUUCUUACAACUCGUACAUCAAUGAAGCCCAACGGCUCAACGAAACAACUCCACAGAAACAAAUGAUCGCAAAUCAAAAUGGAGAAUCCUCCAAAAGAAUGAAACUAACCGGCGCUAGGAGAAAUUUAUUCAGCGAGAAAUAUAAAUUAGGUGAUGUAUUUACUCGACUGACUAACGAAGAACCCGUAAAUUCUCAUCAAGCCGAAGGGGAUGUUGUAAUGUUGAUCAAAUGCGCUGCUACAUUAGGAGAGAAAUUUAUCAAUUGGGCCAAUACAAAAGCCACUAAAUUCAGCGAUAUUGAUCCGUUAACAGCCGGUAUAUCGAUCAGAAAAUGAUUUUUUAAUUAUAUUUUAUACAAUAUUUGUUUUUUAUGUCUAUUGACUUGUAAUUUUAAACUGUUUAUACAAUAUUUUAGCUCUUUUUUGUCUUAACAUUGUAUUAUAC